Molecule: messenger RNA, 3663 nt
Organism: Lonchura striata (white-rumped munia)
Lineage: Eukaryota; Metazoa; Chordata; Aves; Passeriformes; Estrildidae
Source: RefSeq, a predicted model, not a curated record
CCGAGGGGAGACCCCCAGGUGUGAGGGAGACACCUCCAGGUACCGAGGGGAGACCCCCAGGUGUGAGCGGGAGGCACCCAGGUACCGAGGGGAGACCCCCAGGUGAGAGGUGGAGGCACCCAGGUACCGAGGGGAGAGCCACGGGUGUGAGGGGGAAUCCCUCAGGUGAGAGGGAGACACCUCCAGGUACCGAGGGGAGACCCCCAGGUGUGAGGGAGACACCUCCAGGUACCGAGGGGAGACCCCCAGGUGUGAGGUGGAGGCACCCAGGUACCGAGGGAAGAGCCCCGGGUGUGAGGGGGAGACCCUCAGGUGAGAGGGAGACACCUCCAGGUACCGAGGGGAGACCCCCAGGUGUGAGGUGGAGGCACCCAGGUACCGAGGGGAGACCCCCAGGUGUGAGCGGGAAUCCCUCAGGUGUCAGGGAAAGACCUCCAGGUAUCGAGGAGGGACCCGCAGGUGUGAAGGGGAGACCCCCAGGUGAGAGGGGGAGGCCCCCAGGUACCUGGGGGAGGGGCUCAGGUGAGAGGGAGCAACCCCCAGGUACCGGGAUGAGACCCCCGGGUGUGAGGGAGAGAGGGGGUGAGGGGGAAGGUGAGUGUGCAAUGGGAUCCAGGUGUGUAACGGGGUCCAGGUGUGCAAUGGGAUCUGAGUGUGCCACAGGAUCCAGGUGUAAAACAGGAUCCAGGUGUGCAACGGGAUCCAGGUGUGCAGCAGGAUCUGAGUGUGCCACAGGAUCCAGGUGUAAAACAGGAUCCAGGUGUGCAAUGGGAUCCAGGUGUGCAAUGGGAUCCAGGUGUGCAAUAGGAUCCAGGUGUACAAUGGGAUCCAGGUGUGCAAUAGGAUCCAGGUUUGCAACGGGAUCCGAGUGUGCCACAGGACCUGGACUUAAGACUGUGAAAGGAUCCAGGUGUGCCACAGGAUCCAGGUGUGCAACGGGAUCCAGGUGUAAAACAGGAUCCGAGUGUGCAACAGGAUCCAGGUGUGCCACAGGAUCCAGGUGUGCAACAGGAUCCAAGUGUAAAACAGGAUCCAAGUGUGCCACAGGAUCCAGGUGUGCAACAGGAUCUAGAUGUAAAACGGGAUCCGAGUGUGCAACGGGAUCCAGGUGUAAAACGGGAUCCGAGUGUGCCACAGGAUCUGGACUUAGGACUGUGAAAGGAUCCGAGUGUGCAACAGGAUCCAGGUGUAAAACGGGGUCCGAGUGUGCAACGGGACCUGAGUGUGGCACGGGAUCCAAAUGUGCAAGGGGAUCUGAGUGUGCGACAGGAUCCAGGCGUGCAACAAAGUGUGGAUGUAGGAAUGCAAUGGGAUCCGGGUGUGCAACGGGAUCCGAGUGUGCCACGGAAUCUGGAUUUAGGAUUGUACAAGGAUCCGAGUGUGCAAUGGGAUCUCGGUGUGCAAUGGGAUCUGGGUGUGCAAAGGGAGGCGGGUGUGCAAGGGGAUCUGCAUAUGGGGAUGUAACGGGAUCCGAGUGUGCAACAGAAUCCGAGCGUGCAACGGGAUCUCGGUAUUCAAAGGGAUCUGAGUGUGCAACAGGAUCUGAACAUGGGAAUGUGAUGGGAUCCGGGUGUGCAACAAGAUCCGAGUGUGCAACGGGAGCUCAGUGUGCAGCACGGUCCAGGUGUGCAACGGGAUCCGAGUGUGCAACGGGACCUGGACAUGGGAUUGUGAUGGGAUCCGAGUGUGCAACGGGAUCCGAGUGUGCAACGGGAUCCGAGUGUGCAACAGAAUCUGCAUAUGGGAAUGUGAUCGGAUCCGAGUGUGCAACAGGAUCUGAGUGUGCAAUGAGACCUGGACAUGGGAUUGUGAUGGGAUCCGAGUGUGCAAUGGGAUCCGAGUGUGCAACAGGAUCUCAGUGUGCAGCAGGGUCCAGGUGUGCAAUGGGAUCCAAGUGUGCAACGGGACCUGGACAUGGGAAUGUGAUGGGAUCCGAGUGUGCAAUGGGAUCCGAGUGUGCAACGGGAUCCGAGUGUGCAACGGGACCUGGACAUGGGAAUGUGAUGGGAUCCGAGUGUGCAACAGGAUCCAGGCUUGCCAUGGGAUCCAGGUGUGCAACAGGAUCCGAGUGUGCAACGGGACCUGGACAUGGGAAUGUGAUGGGAUCCGGGUGUGCAAGCAGAUCCAGGUGUGUAAUGGGAUCCGAGUGUGUAAGGGGAUCUCGGUGUGCAAGAGGACCUGAGUGUGCCCUGGGGCCCGGGCGUGCAAGGGGACGCGGGCAUGCAGGGGGGCCGGGGCGCGCGUGCAGGGGCGGGCGUGCGGCGGGCGCUGAGUGUGCAACGGGACGUGGACAGCGGGCGCCGGGACGUGGACGUGGGCAUCCGCUGGGACGCGAGCGUGCAACGGGAGCUGAGUGUGCAACAGGAGAUGGACGUGGGAGCCCGGCGGGAUCUGAGCGUGCCCCGGGAGCUGAGCGUGCAGCGGAAGCUGAGCGUGCAACGGGAGCUGGAGGCGCAGAGGCGGCUGAGCGUGCAACAGGAGCUGAGCGUGCAACGGGAGGUGGAGAUCCAGAGGAAGCUGAGCGUGCAACAGGAGCUGGGCGUGCAACGGCAGCUGGAGCUGGGCGUGCAGUGGGAGCCGGGCGUGCAACGGGAGCCGGGCGCGGAGUGGGAGGCGAGCGUGCAACGGGAGGUGGAGCUGAGCGUGCAGCAGGAGCUGAGCGUGCAAGCGGCUCCGAGCGUGCGGUGGGACGUGGAAAUGGGCGUGCAACGGGAGCCGGGCGUGCAAGGACACGUGGGCGUGCCCCGGGAGCCGCACGCGCCGCAGGACACGGACCCGGGCGUGCAAUGGGAGCCGGGCGUGCGAGAGGAGCCGCUGAGCGUGCAACAGGCCGCAGACACGGGCGUGCAACAGAACAUGAUUGUGCAAGAGGCGAUGAUUGUGCAACGAGAGGCGAAUGUACCGCAGGAGCCGGGCGUGCAAGAGGCCCCGAGUGUGCAACGGGAUCCGCAGCCGGGCGUGCAAGAGCCCCUGAGCGUGCAAGGGGACGUGGGAGUGUGACCGGGCGUGCAAAGGGGGGGGUGGGAGCCCCCUCCGAGGCUCGCACACGCGUGUGGGGGUGAGGGCGGCCGUGUGCACGCGCGUGUGCGAGGCUCACACGCACGCAAAAGUGUCACUCUCACGUGUCCAUUGCACACGCGCAACUGUCACGUGCUCACACGCACUCCUUGCACGCCUAGUCUGCACCCCUUGCACACUCACGUGCCACGCUCAGCUGUUCCUUGCACACUCACGUGCCUCACCUCUCCUGCCCCUCCCUCCCUUGCACACUCACGUCAUGCACUCAGCCCCCUGCACACUCACGUGUCACACACAUAACUCCCCUUGACACACGUGUGUCACACGCUCACCCCUUCCCUGACACACGUGCUGACACGCCCCUUGCACACUCACCCCACUCACCCACUGCCCUUGCACACUCACCGGACACACUCAGCCCCUUCCCUUGCACACUCAACCCCCUCACACAGCACCCUUGCACACUCACAGCUCACCCUCACCCCAGCCCUUGCACACUCACCAAUUCCCCCUCGCACACCCACCCAGGCUCUCUCGCACACUCGUGGGUCGCACACCCAUCCCUCUUACACACUCACAGCUCACCCACAGCCCUGCCCUUUGCACACUCACCAUUCCCCUUGCGCACUCACUGCCCCACACUUU